AUGACGGACAAGGUGUGCCGCAUGGUGGAAAACAUGGUAUACGAGUUUAAUGACCUGAAGAGAAAGGAAUUAUUCACAGACAAGGAAAUCAUAGCAAUUGCAAACAAAAGGAGGAACCACGAAUACACAAUUAACAGCUCAUCGUGCAUACUACUCAACUUCAUUUUAUACAUCGAAUUCGAAAUGAACUUGGAACAAAUAAGAGAAAAAAGAAAAUUAAAAAAAAAAAAUGAUAUGCUAAAUGAAAUUAAUGAAUAUAACAAAUUACUAAAAAGUCAAUACGAGGAAUAUAAAAAUGUGAAGACCAAAAUAGAAAGUGAAAAAUGCCCCCAAAAGAGCAAGUCCUUGAAAAAGUUACUAAAUAAAAAUGAACACAGCAUUAACUCUUGUAAGAAGAACAUUUUAAAAGUGGAAAAUAAAUUACAAGUAUUGAUACGACAUAGCUUAUCAGAUUAUUCACUUGUAAAAAGAAUAAUUAACAUUUUCCAAACGUGCCUGAGGAAACAUCAUAAUAACAUAGAAAUGUGGCUACACUAUUUCAACUUUUGCUUUUUAAAACGCAAAAUGGAAAAUUUGGAAACUGCCAUAUUGAACAGCCUAAAGUAUCAUAUAAAAAAUGAACUCAUAUGGGUCUUCUACCUGCACUAUUUUUAUAACAUUAGAAAGAAUAUUCAAUACACGAGAAAGCUAUAUAUAAGGGCCAUUUUAUUCAUACCCAAAAGUUUAGCCCUAAACGUUUUAUACUUCAACAUAGAAUUUGAUAUAUUCUACAGACUGCUAAAAAAUUUUAAACAAAAAGUAGACAAUGCUGCUAAUGGGCUUUGUAACCAAUUUGUGGACUUUUGCAAAAGUAGUGCAAAGGAACAAGACACCAAUGAUAAUUCACAUAACCAAACGAAGGAAGACAUACUCAAACAAGAUAUUGAUCAAGGCGAUUACAAAACUAUUAGGGAUGAAGAUAAAUAUGGCCUAGAUGUAAUCAUUUUCCUGGGGAAGAAAUAUUUAAAAACGUUUCAAAAUGAUAAGAGCCAUCUUUAUAUUUUCAUUUUCCUACUUUUAAAUAUUUAUUUAAAAAUGGAAAAAAACAAAUGGGUAAAGAAUUAUGUUCUUGGGUUCGAUAAUUUUAAAGACAUAAUCUUUAACUCCAUAGAAAUGUAUAAGGAAGAGCAGCCCUGUUUCUUCUACUACCUGUUUGUGUCCAAAUGUGUUGCUUCAGCACGUUGUGACCUUUCGGAGGACAAAGGUUUCCAGCUUUUAAAAAAUUCCUUUUACCAAAAUGGUGGCGAUCAAUCGAAGCUACAAAAAUAUUUCGACGUGGCGCAAGUAAACCGCAUGUUACAUGAACUGCUGGAUACCUUCCACAAAGAUCUUAUGGUUUACUUCUUCUGUCUCCUACUUGGAAACCUAUUCGAGGUCUUUGUAGAGUACACUAAUGUGGAGGAUGUCUUCACCAUCGACAACUCUGCUGGAGCACAAUUGCCACUCUCAAGAGAACCUGAAAGUUCCCUCCAUAUGGAUCCCAUAAAGGGAGAGGUCCAGGCCAAUACUGAACCCAAUCUAGACAAACAAGCGGAAGAACAAAUCAACAACGACGAUGUGGGAAAAAAAAAAAGUAUCCUCUUCUACAUGAACAAACCCACCAUGACAAACCAUGAAGAAUUACAAAUUUUCCAAUUUUUAAAGGAAGAAAUUUUUCUGUGCGGUCCAUAUAACUUUAAAAAUGUUAAUGAAGAGUACCUCAAAGAAAAGGAUAGCAAUACUUACCAUUUUUUACACAAGCUUAACUUUGUGGCCUACGUUUGCCUCUUUGAAAAUACACACUCAGAUAUAAGUAAAAAUAAUUUCAUUUACAAUUAUGAGCAAACCAACAAAAACAGCGAACUCCUUUCAUCCAUCCUGUACUGGUUCCUAUUCGAUCCCAAAAAAAUCGAAGAGGGUGAUAUGCCCAAGAGGAAACACCAUUUGGAGCAGCCCAAUCAGGUGAAUGAAGCGCAGAAUAGUCUUAGCAAGAGGCGGAAGAAAGGGUUUACCCUCUUUAGUGCGCACCCCAAGCAUCUCGCCCAAACAUCCCACAAACGGGGACAACGAAAAGAUGCUAACAGUAUUUACGAAAGUGAUAGCGAUAAUAUGAGUGGAGAAGAAAGCGGCGAAGGUAGCAGUGAAGGUGACAGUGAAACAGACGACGACCGUCAUGAGCAGUGCAACCACAACGAAGGCAAAGGAAGGACUAAUGGAAGGGAAGACCCAAUCGAAGUAAAAACUCAACCCACACGCGGAGACAAAACAGCUACACAGAAAAUUUCCAUCAUUGAUGAACUGCUUUCUUUACUGAGCAAAGAAGUGGACGUCUUUGUGAAGAUAACCAUUUUGAAGUGUGUCCUAAAAUUAAUUAUAUUUUUAAACAAUAACAAAUUGAAGCGCCAUUUCAGCGCGAUCAUCUCGGAGGAGUAUGAAAUGGUAGAGAAAACUUCUCCCCAAAAAAACUUCCUCAAAGUGGAACUAGCCAAUUUGACCCAUUUGUAUAAAAAGGCGUACAGCGAUGAGUGUGCGGAGGUGUAA
Plasmodium fragile is the source of this 2559-nucleotide messenger RNA. RefSeq lists its product as uncharacterized. Gene Ontology annotation, molecular function: snoRNA binding. The coding region runs from base 1 to 2559 and encodes 852 amino acids. The record is from RefSeq and is a predicted model, not a curated record. The transcript has a single exon. Gene Ontology annotation, cellular component: Pwp2p-containing subcomplex of 90S preribosome; small-subunit processome. Gene Ontology annotation, biological process: maturation of SSU-rRNA from tricistronic rRNA transcript (SSU-rRNA, 5.8S rRNA, LSU-rRNA). NCBI's taxonomy places the organism in Eukaryota, Apicomplexa, Aconoidasida, Haemosporida, Plasmodiidae.